Messenger RNA from Blumeria graminis f. sp. triticale, 309 nucleotides. The record is from the annotation of a GenBank genome assembly. NCBI's taxonomy places the organism in Eukaryota, Fungi, Ascomycota, Leotiomycetes, Helotiales, Erysiphaceae.
AUGAAGUUCUUACAUCUUACUGGCAUUAUUGUGCUGCUAAGUCAAGCAACAUCAAUUUCUGCUGCCACGCUACUCCCAAGGUCAUCGUCAUCUGGUACAAUGAGGCUAGCAAACCCAAUGGAUCAAGUCUAUCAAGCUUUCAGAAGAUAUGAAAAUAAUAGAGAGGAAGGGAAAUCUCCAGAUUCAAUAUCUAGAAUGAGAGCUAGUGCUUUGGGCUUCAAAUUCCUAAUUCCAUUUCAUAUGGAUCCAUCGUGGAAUAAGAAUUGUGAGAAGUCUUUGCUAGUUCAAGACAACAUAACAACUAAUUAA